GAAAUCUAGCUCCAAGUCCAGAGCCCAUGGAGAGCCUAUGAUGCGUCAUGAGAGGCUUCGCAGCACGCCAUGGUUGGUGGUUGGUCGCCGCCACGUGGCUGGUCGAUGUGACCUUGGAAGCUUCGGUGCCCAAACUACCAGCACGGUCGCACCGGCCCAAGCAACAACUGGGGCAAAGCUAUUUGUCUGACCCCAACACCGUGGCCAAGAUUGUCAGAAGCUUUGAGAAGGCAGUUCACGAGCGAGGCGGAUCUUCGACUUCGGCAGUGUUGGAAUUGGGUCCUGGGCUCGGGGCCUUGACGCAGCUCUUGGUGUCGUCCUUCCCUCGCAUGGUGGCAGUGGAAGUGGACCCUCGUGCAGUUGAAAUCUUACGUAAAGAUCUGCCAAAGCUGGAGGUGCGCCUCCAGAACAUGUUGAAACUGAACUAUUCGGAACUUCUCCUGGAGAUGGGAGGACCCUGUUUUGUGGUCGGCAACUUGCCAUACAGCAUCACCACAGAGGCCCUUCUGUCCUUGGUGCUUUCUCCCCGAUCCAUCCGCUUUGCCCAAGUCAUGGUCCAGAAGGAGGCUGCUGAGCGCAUGGUGGCGCCGGUGGGUUCCAAGGACUACAGCGUUUUGUCAGUGAUGCUCCAAGCCUUUGCCAGGCUGAGACAGUUGUACCUGGUUCCUCCCACAGCCUUCUAUCCACAGCCGAAAGUUGUCUCAGCUGUGGUGGAACUGGACUUUGACCACCCAACUACUGAGGUUGAUGUGGGAGUUUUAUUGGAUGUGGUAAAGGAGAGUUUCCGGCAGCGGAAACGGGCAUUGAGACACAGCUUGAAGGGCUACCUGCAGAAGCGACGUCUCUUGCACUUCGGCGGGCAUAGUUUUUUCUCUCUUAGGCUGGAGGCCACCGCUCUGAGGCUGGAGGCCAUCGCUAGUAGGUGGGAGGCCAUCGCUAGUAUAGGUUAGUAGGAACAAGAAGCUACUAGGGGCUCCUGGCCUUACUACUAGGAGCAACGGCUCCUGGCAUCGCUACUAGUAGCAAGAAGGCUAGUAGGUUGGAGGCCUGAAACGAGGUCUUGUGUCCUUCGGGCCCUGGGACACUAAGGCGGACAGUGGAACACUCAAAUGUCCUCAAUCGUAGUCAGAUGAAGAAACCGAAGGGGCCUGGGUUUGAGCUGCUUUUGUUUAAACCGAAGUCCACAUCUCAGCGCACAUGAGAGACAUGGACACUUGAAAACACUUCAAGUCCCAUGUAAAGAGACACAACAAUACACUUG
This is a messenger RNA of Durusdinium trenchii, 1261 nucleotides long. The record is from the annotation of a GenBank genome assembly. Lineage: Eukaryota; Dinophyceae; Suessiales; Symbiodiniaceae.